Cololabis saira (Pacific saury) is the source of this 8846-nucleotide messenger RNA. RefSeq names its product ribosomal protein S6 kinase, polypeptide 5 (gene rps6ka5). Gene Ontology annotation, molecular function: ATP binding; magnesium ion binding; protein serine/threonine kinase activity. Bases 214 to 2628 code for a protein of 804 amino acids. NCBI's taxonomy places the organism in Eukaryota, Metazoa, Chordata, Actinopteri, Beloniformes, Belonidae. The transcript is spliced from 17 exons. Gene Ontology annotation, biological process: intracellular signal transduction; protein phosphorylation; regulation of DNA-templated transcription. The record is from RefSeq and is a predicted model, not a curated record.
AAGACGGAGCAAGUGCUUCCCCUGCUUCAGUAACAACGCUGUUCUCACUGAUCUGUCAAGUUUACCCCCCAACUAGUGGGCGUUUUAGUCCGUAAUUGUUAUUUUAUUUUAUUUUUUGGCACGGUGGAAGUGCACGCUGACAUGAAGGGUUAACCUAAUCUCUUCCAGAAAGGCAUAUUUGAACAUAACAGGGGCCAGGGCAAGACAUAAACGAUGCCAUCCCCGAUGGAGGGAUCUUCCAGGGAAGGUGACCUGUUUACUGUGAAACACGAGCUGAAAAACGCCAACCUGACAGGCCACGUGGAGAAAGUGGGAAUUGAAAACUUUGAGCUCCUAAAGGUGCUGGGCACCGGAGCUUACGGCAAGGUGUUCCUUGUGAGGAAGAUAAGUGGCCACGAUGCCGGGAAGCUGUAUGCCAUGAAGGUCUUGAAGAAGGCCACGAUCGUACAGAAGGCAAAGACAGCCGAACACACGCGGACGGAGCGGCAGGUGCUGGAGCACAUCCGGCAGUCUCCGUUCCUCGUGACGCUUCACUACGCCUUCCAGACGGAUACCAAGCUGCACCUCAUUCUCGAUUACGUAAACGGCGGAGAGCUCUUCACACACCUGGUGCAGAGGGUGCGGUUUAAGGAGCAAGAAGUCGCCCUCUACAGUGGGGAGAUUGUUUUGGCGCUAGAACAUCUCCACAAGCUUGGGAUUGUCUAUCGGGAUCUAAAACUUGAGAAUAUUCUUAUGGAUUCUAAUGGUCACGUGGUUCUGACAGACUUUGGCCUCAGUAAAGAAUUUGAUCAGGUUGAAAGGGCGUUCUCCGUCUGUGGCACGAUUGAAUAUAUGGCUCCAGAAAUAGUUGAGGGGGGAGAGUCUGGACACAACAAGUCAGUGGACUGGUGGAGUCUAGGUGUGUUGAUGUAUGAGCUUCUGACCGGCGGGUCGCCCUUCACUGUCGAUGGAGACGAGAACUCGCACACGGACAUUGCCAAGAGGAUUGUCAAAAAGGAUCCACCGUUCCCCAAAGACAUGGGACCGCUGGCCAAAGACGUAAUCCAGCGACUACUCGUCAAAGAUCCAAAGAAGAGGUUAGGCUCAGGUCCUAGUGGAGCUGAGAAUGUGAAGAAACACCCUUUUUACCAGAAAAUCAACUGGGAGGACUUGGCAGCGAAAAAGGUCCCUGCGCCGUUCAAGCCAGUGAUUCGUGAUGAGCUCGACGUCAGCAACUUCGCAGAUGAGUUCACAGAGAUGGACCCCACCUACUCCCCUGCAGCUUUGCCUCAGAACUGUGACCGCAUCUUCCAGGGAUACUCUUUCAUGGCCCCCUCCAUCCUUUUCAAGAGGAAUGUUGUGAUGGACGACCACGUCCAGCUGUGUGGGGGCUCUGAGAGGCCCGGCUCUGCCGCGGUGGCCCGCAGCGCCAUGAUGAAGGACUCACCUUUCUACAUGAGUUAUGAGAUUGAUCUGAAGGACAGUGCUCUGGGAGAAGGUAGUUUCUCCAUCUGUAGACGCUGCACACACAAGAAGACCGGACAGCGGUACGCAGUCAAGAUCGUCAGCAAGAGGAUGGAGGCCCAGACUCAGCGAGAAAUAGCGGCCCUGAAGCUCUGUGACGGCCAUCCCAACAUCGUCAAGCUGCACGAAAUUUACCACGAUCAGCUCCACACAUACCUGGUUCUGGAGCUGCUCGGCGGAGGAGAGUUGCUGGAAAGAAUCCGCAGGAAGCAGCACUUCAGUGAAACGGAGGCCAGCCGUAUCAUGCGCAAGCUGGUGUCCGCCGUGAGUCACAUGCAUGACGUCGGAGUGGUGCACAGGGACCUCAAACCGGAGAACCUGCUCUUCACCGACGAGGGCGAGAACUCCGAGAUAAAAAUCAUAGACUUCGGCUUCGCUCGCCUCAAACCACCAGACAAUCAGCUGCUGAAGACCCCCUGCUUCACGCUGCAAUACGCCGCUCCAGAGAUACUCAAAUACGACGGCUACGACGAGUCCUGCGACCUGUGGAGUCUGGGGGUCAUUCUGUACACCAUGCUGUCUGGACAGGUGCCUUUUCAGUGUCAGGAGAAGAGCCUGAGCCACACCAGCGCCGAGGAGAUCAUGAAGAAAAUCAAGCAGGGAGACUUCUCUUUUGUAGGAGAAGCCUGGAGAAAUGUGUCCAAGCAGGCUAAAGACCUGAUUCAAGAGCUGCUGACGGUGGACCCGGACAAGAGGAUUAAGAUGUGUGGUCUCCGUUACAACGCCUGGCUGCAGGAUGACAGCCAGCUGUCCUCCAACCCACUCAUGACCCCGGACAUCCUCGGAUCCUCCACUGCCUCCGUCCACACUUGUGUCAAAGCUACCUUUAAUGCAUUUAACAAAUGUAAGCGGGAAGGUUUUCGGCUUCAAACGGUGGACAAGGCACCGCUAGCCAAAAGAAGGAAAAUGAAAAAGACGAGCACCAGCACAGAGACCCGCAGCAGUUCCAGCGAGAGCACCCACUCCUCGUCCUCCUCCUCCCAGUCUCAGGAGAAGACCUUUCCGGAGGGCGAGGCCAAUCCCCCGCCCCCCAACAGCACCCCCGUCAGCACACCGGUGGCCCUGGGGACGGACUCCGGCCGGCAGCCAGAACCUCCGGCCUUCCACUUUUCAGAAGGACAGUGAAGGCGGCGAGAGAGGAAUCCAAACUGGCUCCGGCCGGCGUAGAGACGGCAGCCGUCUUCUUUCCUGUCCCUGGCAGCGCUCUGCCUCCGGCUCCAUUGCAUGGACGUCUGCAUGUCUCCAAAACCAAGCAUGCAGCAAGGAGCCGCAACGGUCACUUCAGUAUCAGUAAUCAUCACUAGCAAUAGCCUAUCCUUUUCUUUCUCUCUGACUCUCACACACUGUGUCAAUCAGGGACUGGACCAGGAAGACGUCGCCAUCGUUGGGAGUGAAAAGGGCUGCUCUACUGUCCCCGGUCCAGGCAGGCGACGGAGAGGCCCCUGUCUCGUCACAACGUCUCCGUCCUCUCCGUUUGCUGUCUUCGGCCGCGUCCACAGGGCUUUUAAAGGGAAACGUGUUUACACCAUGGAGGUUUUAUAUUUUUCAUCAAAGGAAAUUAAGAAAUGCAACGGAACCCGGGUUCACUUCUCCUUUCCGAGAAGUCUCUGAGAGAUGGGGCUGGUUAUUUAUAUAUGAAUUUUACAGACUGAAAUUAAUUUAUGAUAAGCUACAUUGUUAACUUAUUUAUGGUUCUAAACAAUCUGAGAUGAAAAAAGUGGAAACAGUGAAUCUUAAAAAAGAAAGAGCAUAUUUUUUGUGUAGGUUUGAUUCCCUACAAAUCAAGAGAGUGUUUUUACGUAGUCUCUGUUCUGUCCCGCUUCUUUAUAUUUGUCAGACGUUAAUGGGAAGUUGUAGGUUAUUGACACAAUUAUGUAGACAUUGUAAGAGUAUCAUAGACAAAAAAAAGAGAUUAAAAUCAUUAACUAAGGGUUAAUGGUUUGUCAAAUUCAUAAAGUCAAAGUCAAGUCUUUUGAAUUUUUAAUGUUUAUGUAUAAUGGUAAAUAUUAGGAAUUGAAUUCCAGCCCUGUGGUCUGUGUUUAAAAAACAAAACAAACAAAGACGUACAUGUCCGUAUGGAUUAGAUAUGUUGGUGUAGUACAUUCUGCCAAAUCCGUGGUUUUAUUGUAGUACAGGAAGUACUGGUGCCUGCAGAGAUGGUACUGGGAUGGGGUUGUUAUCUCUGUCGGAGGAUACUGCUGUGGGAUUCUGCGUGGCGAGUCCUCGCGGCUCUGUCUCCGGGUUUCAUAUCUAGUCCAGCAGUGGAUUAUCUUUGUGUUAAAGGCAGGACACGCUGUCAACGGCCUUUGCCGCUGAGGUUGCGGUGCAGUGUGGGGGAAAAGGGCAAACCGGCUCAAAUUGAGCCCAUCUAGGGCGCCAGUUGCUAGGCGACCAAAAAGCUUUCCAGGAAGUGGGUAGCAGAUAUUUACUAGUGUUUCAAGUCGUUGAGACUUCUGCUUGUCACAGAAGUAUAAGGGAGACGAGGUUGUGUGGAUGGACGAUGUCCUCAAACACAGUGGGCAGUUUGGAGCGUUUUAGGCUCCUCCAGGGGUUCCAGAUGUCACUUCAGGCUGAUCGGGAGCAGUUUGGCCAUCUGCUGGGGUCAGAAGCGUUGAUUUAAGGUUGCUGGGGCAGAUCAUCACUUCAAAAGAAAAAAAAGAAAUAUCCAGAUGUUAAAGUCAAGUUGUUGCAGAGUUCUUUCCACACCAGAUAUUUCCUCUUUAUGUCACAGUAUGUCUUCAAUCUCACAUUGUAGAGCACAGAAAGUGGUAACAUCACCCAAACCAGCUUCCAUUUCACCACUUUCAUCUCUCUUUUGCUCACAUUACCUGUAAUUGAACGCGUCGAGGUGUGAUCCCAGCACGACACCGUUGAAUGGCUUCUAAAGUGGAGCAAAGCGCCUGCCGUUUUUUAUCUGAAAGACCCAUUCAAGUUUAAGUCGGGGGGCUUGAACGUGGUCCUGCGACCGCUCUCGGACGGUGUCAGGAAUAUGAGGUCGUGCCGGAAAUGUUGGUUAUUAUAAAGGACAAGAAUCUGCUCCAUGGUGCUGUAAAAUGGAUUUAAUUGUUAAUUGUUUUAGAUGUUUCCUUCGCUUUGCGAUCUUACUGGUCUGCACCUGCACUGAAGCUGAAUUUGACCCAGUCAGUAUUGGACCAAUAUAAAGUCAAAUAAUCAAUAGUUGUACUUAACAAAAAUAAAAAACAAAAAUUCCCUCUUGUAAAAUAGUUUUGGUACCCCUCUUAUUCACAACUGUUUCCCCGGAAUAAAACACACCAAACCGAGCAGGGGGCGGGCUUUAAGCCUUUACUUCCUGGAGCGACUAUUCAAAACAAGUAAUGAAUUGGAUUAACUUGUGAUCCUACUUCUCUCCACAGCAUUUUUGCACGUCUUAUGUUGAUAUUAGUUUGUUUUAUCUCUGCUUGGAUGUAUUCCUACCCACUGGUACUCUGUUGGUGCUGCCCGCUGGAAAUCACGGUCAAAUCCGCUUUAAAUAGAAGAGGAAAAGACUUGAGAUGGCAGGAUGAGUAGUCUUCUCCACAAAAUGCGCACAGUUAACUUUUUGGAGGGAUGCACUGGAGCUCCUCCCUGUUGAUCGUUUACCUAAGAUUCCUCUCCCUGCGUGGGUUGAGAGUGAUGCAGACUGGUACCAUACUGGACCUCGUGGUCUCAUUCUCAUUCCAAACGAUUGGAUUUGGCAGAAUGUCUGAAAACGGAAGAUCAAGGUUUGCAUUGAUGUGAAGUUGAGCUUUCUUUGAUCCAAGAUGCACAUGGUCUUUUUUUUUUUUUUUAAGGGAUGGUUUUUGUGCCAAAAUGGAAAGUGACUCAAGAAAUAUCCAGGUUUCCAUCUAUGAGGGGAACAAAAGACGGAAAGGAAAGGAAAAAGUCCCGUGUUUCACUAUCUGAAGUCUUAAAACUUUUCCUGAAACAUUCUGAGUGACGAACCUCAAGCAGACUUUAGCUUUGACGCCUCCCUCGUUCUAUUUACGGAGCUGCACCGCAUGACUGAGAUGUAGGUCUUUUUAUUUUAAUGUGUGAGAGCUAAAAAUGUGUGUCAGAUAUCUGGUUCGCGUUAGGUCCCCAAGUGCGCAAUGUGAACUCAAACCUUUGUUUUUCUUGUUUUUAUGAGCUUUAAUGUAGACUCUUACUUGAGUUAAAGUGACUUAGUUUACUUGCAAACGGGGAAGGUAUUUGAAGUUUAACUGUUUUGAAUUGAGAUAGAUUUAACGAAAUCCUUUUUUUUUUCUUUUACAACAGCACAAAUAUUGUAAAAUCUUACUGUUACGAUACUGGUACUGGUAAUUUUUUUAUUUUCAUGUGUCUCGGUCUGUUUCCAUGCUGAUAUAUAGUUUCAUGGUUCAUGUAAGUCCAGUAGUUCUUGUGAGGAGAACGUGAAACAGCUCGACCAUCUUCUUCCAUUUCAGUGCAUCUGAAUCAGAACCAAAGCAUUAACUUUAAAGUAGCUGCUUUAAGCUGCAUGAACUGACUCCUUUCAUGCAAAUAUGCAAAGAACUGCUCCAUUUAUCAAAGUUUCAGUCCGUGCCAUAGUCUUACAGAAGAUGACAGCUCUGAUUAUUUUAUUACAGCCCAGACAUUUAUGUUUCCUUCCUCCCCGAGAUUCUUCAUAGUAUCUGUGUCGUCCACAUCCACCACAUUAUCACACUUUAAAACUAUGCACCUCUUUCUCCUUGCGUUGUAUCUUUUUGGCAUUUAAACAAAAUAGAUUCAAACAUGGAGUUUCAAAGGACGUAACAUGAUGUUCAAAUACUCCACUGUGUUUUUACUUUUAUUGUGUUUGCUGUAAAAGGAAUAGCGAAGUAGGAUUCAAUUGGCCUCACAAAAGAGCUGGAAUCCUUGUAACUAAACACUACAAAGCUCUUGUCUGACUCGGUUCGCAUGAGUUCCCCGUUGCUGCCUCAUUAGGCCUCUUUCCUUUUGUUUGGGUGUAUUAAUAGCUCCAGUGUAAGACGAGGAAGGAGCGUCCUAUAUUGAGCUCUCCACUGGGAGCAAGGCUCUAUUAGCUGAUGUGCUGCUCUGCUGUUUGCUCCAAAGAAAAUACACAUCACGCGGUGUCUCUGUGGGACCAAGCUCACUUUCUCUGUAGGAACCUCAACAGCGCGUCCCAGGAUGGAGCCAGCUUCGUGGCGGCGUCUCUCGGGGCUGGUUCUCAAGCAAAACCCCCCUUUGAUGAGCAGCUUGUCUGCUGUGCCACUCUGAGGAAGAGAUGGAGGGUGGUUUUGAUUAAAGGCUCUGUUGUCUUUGAUUCCCUUUAUUUUUGUUGUUCUUCUCCUGGAAUUUUAAUGAAAGCUCUUUCCUGCCUCCAGUGCUUCCUCUUUUUUAAGAUUGAAAACAUAACACCCUAAUGGGCUAAACCUUUGGACGAAACGUCGAAACGUUAAUUAGAAGCCUGGCUGUUGGAAUUGUUCUGUGUGAAGCUGUAACUGGUGCCGUUUGUUUUACCGUCAAAGAAAUUGGCUUUUGAUCGUUUUCUGUGCGCUUCUGCACACUUUAGUGCCAUCAAUGUUUGAGAUUAAAGAGACACUUAAAGUGGCAUUGAUUGAAAUCGUGCAGUUUUGUUUUUGUAUGUAUAUUUGGAUAUUUUGUCGUGUUGGUCCCGGUUUUUUAGAUGAAUGUAACAUUUGACGUGCUUCUGUUUUGGCAGCAUUUAGGGUCAGUAUUCAUGGAGCUGUCCGUGGUGCUGAGGUUCCCAAAGUUUGGCACCGUAGAAACUAAUAAUUCUUGUCACACUGUAAAAAUAUGAUCCUUUAACAAUUCCUGGAAAGACGAAACUGUGAAGUAGCUCAAAUGUUUGUGCCAAACAGUUAAAAAAAGAAGAAAAAAAGACAAACAAAUUGAAAUAAGACGGAUCCUGUCCCCUCACAAUUUUUAAUAACCGUGAAUAAAAACUGCUUUGAAUAAGAGAAAGCAAAGCCUUAUAAAUAAAUGGUUGUCAAGCUGUUACUGACUUACUGAAAAAGUCAUCGGAUUUAGGGAUUAUUUUGUCCAUGAGCCACAUAAAUUGGAGUAUCAGUUAUAAAUAGAGGUGCACUGAUUACAAUUUUCUUUGCCGAUUCCAAAUUUACAAAAAGGUCUGACUUACUGAUUUUAGCUGAUUUUCUUUCUUCUAACAGUAAUCCUGAUGUGAUGUGUUCAUGAUGACAUGUUCAGUAGAGGAUUGCUUGUUUUAAGUGUUGGAUUAAGUUUGUUGUCUCAAAUAUUUUGGUUGCGGUUAAUCCAUGAGUUACUGUCUAAUGUUUGGCAUAUGAAAAAACAGCAGCAUGAUGAUGCCUUUACUGCCCCAUCCCAAUAAAAUCAAUCAAUAAGUCAAAUAAUGAGAUUUAAAAGCUGUGCAUAUGACACAACUAAUGAAUUGGGAGAAAAAAAUGAAAUAAAAUAAAAAUCAUCCAGUAUUGGCUGAUAUCAGCAGCUUUUUCUAAUAGCUAAAUGUUGCCAACUUCAAAUAUCUGCCAAGUGACUGGAGCAUCUCAAGUUAUAAAAGUUUGGGAUAGCUGCUUUAAAGGGUCACUAAUUCUUUUUUUGAGGAAAAAAAAGUUAGUUUUGAUGAUCUUUUUUUGUUAUUGACUAAGAGCCAUUUCAGAAGCGUUAAAUAGAGAAAUAUCUGUGCUCGACUGUGUGUGGCUACAGAGUUGUAUUCUUGCUGAACAGGAUGGAUAUCUUCCAGGAUAUUAUUUUGUGAAAUGUCUUUUCACAGGCGGAGGGACAUGUUGGUGCUUUUGUCUAAGAAGAUGGAGAGGGUUUACAGCCUUGUCGUCAUGCAUGUUCCCCUGCUUCUUCUCCAUCUUUGUUACUGAAUAGUGUCAAAAAAGUACUGUAGCAGCAUCCCUUUGAGAUUCAAUGAUACUUAAUAACUGCUUAAGAAAAAGAAAAGAAAAAAAACAAGUGCAAUCAAGCUUUAAGGGCCAAACUUUGCACUUAUAUUUUGUUGUAAUCAAAUGGUUUCCUCCUUGGUUUAUAUGUCUGAUUUGCUCAUCUGUCUGUGCCGAUGGAUGUUGACUAAUGUUUUUAAGAUAAAAAAAAAAAGCCUCAACCAGGUCGUUCUUUUAUUUCUGACAGGGACACCUGCUUCGUAGGGCACUGUGAAAAUCAUCUUUCAGGUCUUGAGGCAAACUAUUGAUAGUUGAGAAAAAUCUUGUUUUCGACCUAAUAAAUGCUUGUCUUGCGUGUUGAUGACAUCUGUACAUUCAAUUUCCUGAUAACAGUCCUGAGGAGUGUUUUACUUGAUCUCUGACUUCGUUUUCAAAUGUAUUAACUUCAUCAGGACAUUUUGUGAUACCAGAGUUUGUGUUUGAGGUGUCUGAAGGAUAAUAAAUUUACCUUAUCCUCUU